AUGUCCGUAUCGAGCUCUUUGCACGAGCCAGCAAGACCGACUGUCGACACACAGGCGCAGUUGUUAGAAAGUCAACGACUUGCACUGAAGAAGCAGGAAGUAGAACUGAAACAGCUGGGGCUGCAAGCUCAACAGGUCGAGAACCAGCAAAAGCUGGAGAUGAAGCAGUUGGAAUUGCGUGCUCGACAACACGAUGAGAAACAGCAGGAGCUGGAAGUUAAGAUGAUGGAGUUGCGCGCUAACCAUGAGAUAAAGCAGCAAAAACUUGAGGCGCUUACAAGAUUGGUGGAGUCCGGCAAGUCGCCUGCUGAAGUGCGCGGAUACUUCGCCCUGAUUGACUCAGGUGACAAAUCUAUGCCAAGGAGCCAUCAAACGUAA
Hyaloperonospora brassicae is the source of this 378-nucleotide messenger RNA. The record is from the annotation of a GenBank genome assembly. NCBI's taxonomy places the organism in Eukaryota, Oomycota, Peronosporomycetes, Peronosporales, Peronosporaceae.